Messenger RNA from Parathielavia appendiculata, 935 nucleotides. Its product is annotated as signal peptidase complex catalytic subunit SEC11. Gene Ontology annotation, molecular function: serine-type endopeptidase activity. Gene Ontology annotation, cellular component: membrane; signal peptidase complex. NCBI's taxonomy places the organism in Eukaryota, Fungi, Ascomycota, Sordariomycetes, Sordariales, Chaetomiaceae. The coding region runs from base 78 to 596 and encodes 172 amino acids. The transcript is spliced from 4 exons. The record is from RefSeq and is a predicted model, not a curated record.
UUAUUGGUGGCUGCAACAAACUCAAAUAACGAGACCAACCACGCGGAGUGUUCUUGAAGCUCUAGACAAUCUCCAAGAUGUUGUCCAGCUUACAAAACCCGCGGCAGGUUGCUGCACAGUUAAUGAAUUUCGGGCUGAUCCUGUCGACGGCCUUCAUGAUGUGGAAGGGUCUUUCAAUCAUGACGGACUCGCCCUCGCCGAUCGUCGUCGUCCUCUCCGGCAGCAUGGAGCCCGCCUUCCAGCGCGGUGACCUCCUCAUGCUAUGGAACCGCAACCUCUUCUCCGAGACCAACGUGGGCGAGAUCGUCGUAUACAAUGUGAAGGGCAAGGAUAUUCCCAUCGUCCACCGGGUGGUGAGGAAGUUCGGGGCAGGGCCAGAUGCGAAGCUGCUUACCAAGGGCGACAACAACGCUGCCGACGACACGGAACUAUAUGCCCGCGGCCAGGAUUAUCUGAACAGGAAAGACAUUGUCGGAAGCGUGGUCGGGUACAUGCCCUUCGUGGGAUACGUGACCAUCAUGCUGUCGGAACACCCGUGGCUGAAGACGGUGAUGUUGGGGAUAAUGGGCCUGGUAGUUGUUUUGCAGCGCGAGUAGCACUACCUUACCCAAAUCAUAUCCACUGCCACACAUGAUCAGCUUCAACCCAUCCUCCGGCGCUCCGUAUGUGCCUGCUCGGUUUGAUCAGCUCACGCGCCGAGUUUCUCUCUGCUUCUCCUUUAUUUUCCCACUCCUCUUGGGCGCAUGCAUUACACGUGACGGUCGGUUCAUUACGUGUUUGCAUGGUCGACUGCGCGGGACUUGUGCGUGGCACAGGUGCCCUUGGCGCCUUUCUGAAGCCUCAUUUUAGCUCUUAUCCAUCCACUCUGGUCAGUCAACCCAAUCUCCUGUCAGGUCGUAGCCAGAUUGCAAAAGACGACACGAAGCAACGUUGCC